AAAAAGUUCUUAAUUUUUUAUCCUUUCUGGCAAAGUUCUCUGCUUUUCGGUUCUUGAGCUCUUUCUCUCUCUCGAGCUAAGCGCGCACACACACACGAGCGGGCUCGAUUCCUCAUUCCAACCCUUUUGCACCUUUACUCGUCUUCUCCUUCUUCUAGAUCGUUUGACCCUUUUCACUACCGUUUUGUAAGUUAAAAAAGAACAUAAAAUAACUGUGUGUUUUGUCUGAUCUAUUUCUUGUCUGAAGAAUUCAACGCGGUUUUGAACUGGUCAAAAGUCUCAGAUUGAGAUUAAAUCAAACAAGAGGAGGCUUUGGUUUUAUGGUUUUUGUCUGAAACACUGAAAUGGGUUGUGGGGUUUCCAAGUUCUGUUGCGGUUCAGAGCCUGAAAGAUCCAAUCAUGGAGUCACUUCCUCUGGUGUUGGUGAUAGGAUAGGUGGUGAAGGGAAUGAUCUGCCUCAGUUCCGUGAAUUCUCUAUAGAGACGCUAAGGAAAGCUACAUCAGGUUUUGCUACAGAGAAUAUAGUAUCAGAGCAUGGUGAGAAAGCUCCUAAUGUUGUCUACAAAGGGAAGUUGGAUAAUCAGAGACGUAUUGCUGUCAAGAGGUUUAACAGGAAAGCUUGGCCUGAUUCUCGUCAGUUCCUGGAGGAAGCUAAAGCUGUUGGGCAGUUAAGGAACUAUAGGAUGGCUAAUCUGCUUGGAUGUUGUUAUGAAGGUGAAGAGAGACUUCUUGUUGCUGAGUUUAUGCCUAAUGAAACCUUGGCUAAGCAUCUUUUCCACUGGGAAUCACAGCCGAUGAAGUGGGCAAUGAGACUAAGAGUAGCUUUACAUAUUGCUCAAGCUUUGGAGUACUGUACAGGCAAAGGGCGUGCACUCUACCAUGACCUUAAUGCUUAUAGAGUUCUCUUUGAUGAUGACUCGAAUCCAAGGCUUUCUUGCUUUGGUCUGAUGAAAAACAGUAGGGAUGGUAAGAGUUAUAGUACCAACCUUGCUUUCACUCCCCCUGAGUAUCUCAGAACAGGUCGGGUGACACCAGAAAGUGUGAUGUACAGUUAUGGAACUCUGUUGCUUGAUCUUCUUAGUGGAAAACACAUUCCUCCAAGCCAUGCGCUGGACCUCAUAAGGGACAGGAACAUUCAAAUGUUGAUGGAUUCAUGCUUAGAGGGUCAGUUUUCAAGCAGUGACGGGACUGAACUUAUACGGUUAGCGUCUAGAUGCUUGCAGGAUGAGCCUCGUGAACGCCCUAACCCAAAAUCUCUUGUCACUGCAAUGAUCCCUCUUCAAAAGGAUCUUGAGACUCCUUCACAUCAACUGAUGGGAAUACCAAGCAGUGCCUCAACAACUCCUCUUUCACCGCUUGGAGAAGCGUGUCUAAGAACUGAUCUAACUGCCAUACAUGAGAUUGUUGAGAAACUUGGAUAUAAAGAUGAUGAGGGUGCAGCCACAGAGCUUUCGUUCCAGAUGUGGACCAACCAGAUGCAGGACUCGCUCAACUUCAAGAAAAAGGGUGAUGUUGCUUUCAGGCAUAAAGACUUUGCAAAUGCUGCUGAAUGUUAUUCUCAGUUUAUAGAGGGCGGGACAAUGGUUUCACCAACUGUGUAUGCAAGGAGAAGUCUGUGUUACCUAAUGAAUGAUAUGCCACAAGAGGCACUGAACGAUGCAAUGCAAGCCCAAGUGAUAUCUCCUGCUUGGCAUAUUGCAUCUUAUCUUCAAGCUGUUGCUCUUUCGGCUCUAGGACAAGAGAACGAAGCUCACGCUGCUCUUAAGGACGGAUCAAUGCUCGAGAGCAAAAGAAACGCCCUAUGAUGAUGGUAACAAGAAAGCACAAAGAUUGUUUAUCUAUCUUUCUUACAUUAACCGAAACACACCGCAUAGGGUUUGCAGAAUCAGAUCAAAACCCACUAUCAUCCUCAUAAGUAGAUAAGCUACCAAACAGUUAUCAUCAUCACCAUCGCUCUAGUUGUUCCCUUUACCUUGUUCUUUCUUUCUUUCCAAGUACUUGAAGCAUUCAUUUGGUCUCGUUUUUGUUUUCAACUGGCAUGACACUUCCCUGUUAUACAUAAAGAAAAAAAAUUGCAUGUGUUGAAUCUUUUGAUGGAGAUUUGAUUAUAGAUUUGGGAAUGGUGUGAUUGUGGAUUUUCUUUGAUGGGUUCCAUUAUUUUGUAAUCAAUGUUUUGUAAUAAUAAAUAACAUGUUUGUAAAGAGAGCACUUUGUGUUUUUUUUUUUACUUUUGAUGAUCUUUUGUUUGAACUUUGCAAUAUCAGAGAUGUUCUUGUU
Messenger RNA from Raphanus sativus (radish), 2277 nucleotides. RefSeq names its product serine/threonine-protein kinase BSK7. Gene Ontology annotation, biological process: protein phosphorylation; brassinosteroid mediated signaling pathway. Gene Ontology annotation, molecular function: protein binding; protein kinase activity; ATP binding. NCBI's taxonomy places the organism in Eukaryota, Viridiplantae, Streptophyta, Magnoliopsida, Brassicales, Brassicaceae. The record is from RefSeq and is a predicted model, not a curated record. The transcript is spliced from 10 exons. Bases 345 to 1805 code for a protein of 486 amino acids.